This is a messenger RNA of Neospora caninum, 5073 nucleotides long. Its product is annotated as putative tubulin-tyrosine ligase family domain containing protein. The transcript has 8 exons. The coding region runs from base 1 to 5073 and encodes 1690 amino acids. The record is from RefSeq and is a predicted model, not a curated record. Gene Ontology annotation, molecular function: protein-glycine ligase activity, initiating. Gene Ontology annotation, biological process: protein polyglycylation. NCBI's taxonomy places the organism in Eukaryota, Apicomplexa, Conoidasida, Eucoccidiorida, Sarcocystidae.
AUGGCACAGCCCGCUCGGCUACCGCUUUUGCCGCCCAAAUUCGUAGAGCAUUCUCUUGAACACGCGUCCUUCUCAGAACCCAGUUCAAGUCAAAUGUGCAUACCUCUUCAGGCCAGAAAACUUGAGAGGGAGUCAGAAAACUCGGACUUGGAAGCCGACACCCGAGGCACCAGUUGGAGCACUGCGGCCAUCGGGACUGAAUGCAGCGUAGAGGAUUUACCGGAUCACAUUCCCGACGUGUUGAAACGACGAAUGAACAGACCGCCAGCAGAACCCCGUGUGUUAGCCCCAGAAGAAUUGCAUGGGCCUGUUGCCUUUCCCGCUACCACUGAACGCCCAUGCGUGUUUCGCCGUGCAAGCGGGGAGCCCGGCGGCUCCGCAGCCUCGCCUUUCCAGAUAGAUGACGAUAUCGCGUCUUGUCAAGAGGAGGAAGACGAAGAGCGCGGAGAGAGCUACACUUUCAGGCGAGCAGUCCAAGAUGAGAGGGAAUUCGGCAUGGGGUCGCCGAGGCUGUUUCCUGGUGACGAAGCGCCUUUGUACCAGACCGAUUGCUACCAGGUCACCAACGGGUUUAUCUCCGGCACCUUUUCCCCAGCGAAGACGACACGAGAGCUAAACCUUCCUCCGUCUCCGCGUUCACUAGAAAGUUAUAGUGAUGAGGAAACUUUCACAGGCGGCCCACGCUCAAAGCGUGAAACCUCGCUGUUCCACACGAUCGGUGGACCGGUUUUCAGUCCCCGCGGAGAUUCGAGCUCUCUAGCCAUCCAUGUCGCAGUGAUGGACCCUCAUUCUACCCUUUGUGUUGAUCCCUCUCCGUUCACAUUCCGAGGGCCUUCUCGACAGGCACGCUCCCCGUACGCCUCUGCGGGAGUUUUGUUUAAAUGCAGCAAUCCAAAAGACGUUAACCGAGUUCGUUUCAAGCAACACCCCCUGUGUUUGCCACGUUCUCCGCUACGUUUCAGUACCUCUCUCGCUUUCCCGACGAAAGGUCUUUCUCCCGGAAAUCUUCAGUGGUCCCUUUUGCCUUCGCAUUCUGUUGGCAAGGCGCGGGGGUGUCGCCCCACUCGGACCUCUGGAACUCACUUGCGCCGUUCCGUCUCCACUUGUCAACGCCAAGUCGUGCCCUCAGAGGAGACAGGCGGUAACAGGCACCAGAAAGUUCCGCACCUGUCCAUCCCAAGCGGAGCAGCCGCUAGGAAUCGCCUACCGUCACGAAGUCAUACCAGCAACCUCUCCUCCAGGCCUUUGUCUUGCCCCCCACGGCGAGCUGCCGAUCGCAGGGGUUCUGAUUAUGCACAAUCUCGCCUUGUGUUUCCUGCCUCUCACCAACCUGGGCAGUCUACAUAUCGCCGUUACCUUCCUGACGCAGACGACUUUAUCUUGCCUACCGAUGGUUACUCGACGCCACUUCUUCGGCAGCCCGUGGCAACGCCUCGUGUCUCAAUCCAUCAAGAGAAAAAAUGCUCGACGUCGGCGCGAGGAGUGAGAGCAGGACGUUCCACAGGCACGAACCAUACUCCGAAACUUUCGUCUUGCAAGAAAGUGUCUGGGCCGGAGACCAAGGGUCCACACACUCGGGCCCAGACGAAAGGAGUGGAAACUGGCUCGGCCGAUAUCGGUGGCUUACGUGAGCCUGCCAGGUACCGAUUCAGCCCCACCGUGAACAGCUCUCCGACAAGAAGGUGCCUUGGAUCUGCAGGACUCGGAAGAUUCGAGACGGAGCUAACGGAUCGAGCUUUAAAAUACGAAGCAAGGCACCAGAAUAUAACGCGCUCCGGAUCGGCUCAAGGGAAGCCAGGAACCUUGCUGUCAGCUACCGCUCCGGAUUCAUCGAAUGCUGUGUUUGAGGACCUCGCAGAGGCUCAGUAUGACCUAGCGGCUGGCGCAGCCACGGGCGGGGGUCGUUUCCGUGACCCUUCUCCCGCUGACCAGCGUCAAGUGCAGAGUCCUUUGUGUCCGAAAGGCCCGGUUCUUGCCGAGGACGUGUGUGGAAUCUCCUCUCCAUCUGGCUUGUCAGCGCGGAGAUUGACUCGCCGGUACUCUGAAGGAUUCGCUGAAGAUUCACACGAGAAUCUCACGGAGGAUGGAAGAGACGUGGAAGACGCCCACAACAGUCAGGAUGCUCCCCUUACAGCUAGAAAGGCGAAGCAGACGGAUUCAGCCGCCACCCCCCGUGGCUCGACCGCGGUGUUCGCUCGCACAUCUUCGCCCUCCGGGCACAUGCGUGGCGUGGUUCGAACUGGCGUGAGUUCUGUCCCGAAACAGGCGACGAGUAUGGCUGGGAUGCGGAGGGAAUCUCGGCGUGCGUCGAUACCGGGGACAGGGAGACAGGAGCCCGAGAGCAGCCGUCCAGAGGCUGCAGAUCCAGGUGUCUCUUCGCCCUCGAGGGGCGGCGCGGUCCGAGGCAGACCGCCAGUGGAUCCUUUGGCGCUUGCCAUUCACGCCAAGUUGCUCGAGUCCGGCAUCAUUCCCGGUCCGCUCUCGCUGUGGCCUCGAGGGCGGCCUUCGUCUCCGGGAGUCGGCAAACGAUCCAACUCCGCAAGUGGCGAACCGUCAGCGGACCCGUGGCAGCUCCUCGCCGCGGCCCUCGCGCAGGUGACAGCGCGCAACGCCGGGUCGCCGACCAGAAGUCGGACAUCGCGGUGGAUGGAGGGUGCGAGCACCGCGCGAAGCCAUUGCCAAUCCCUGCCGUUCAAGUCGCUGUACUCAGUGAACCGCAGGGACUUGGGGUUCGCUGAUCGCUUGGCGCCAAGUACCGAAGCCAAAGCGCCUUGGGAAAGCGACGCCGGAACAAGUGCGAGACGCCUUUAUUGCGAAACAACAGAGGUCAUCACGCAUGACGGAAUCGCCGACUCGUGCAGCUUAACAGACAUACUGGAGGAUGUAGACCCCUGCAUGAGUCAGCCGGGGUCUCUUGCAGGGGAACUGUUGACGCCUCUGGCAUCCAGCACGUUGUGUCCGGCCGCGACUGCGGGAGCGUCGGUUGCGUGCGGUGGACAUACAGCAGACAGAGCUGAGAGGACGAAACCGAACCCGUCUGAAGGGACCAAGCAGUCCGGCGGCCCGGAUUCCCAAGCCAAGGCGACUGCGGCGGGUCCUCGAGCUCGGAUGCCUCUUUCCGUUCCGUCCUCGGGGAGGUUGUCAUGCAGACGAAAACCAGAAGGCGUGACCGGUGCCAGAUCAGCAGCGCGUCCGGGCCCUGGCACAAAGCUCGUGCAGAACAGACAAUCUGCCUCGUCGCAAGAAAAAGGAUGGGUUGAAAACCCGGAUGGUUUCAGCAAGUUUUUCUGUUUGCGCUGGCUGCCGGAUGCCGCGACACUGGGCCAACUGAGGGAGCAGCACAGGGCGGAGAUCGUUGCCUCGGCACCUGGUGUCCAAAUCACGCCUUCGGCGCCCGCGAGUUCAUCCGCUGCAGCGGCAGAUCCGAAAUCAAAAAAGGCCACAGCAACUGCCUCCUUCGACGCGUUCGAUGCGGAGAAACUCCUGCCCUACCAGAUCGUGAACAAGUUUCCUGACACAACGGGUCUAACCACAAGGGUUGGCUUGUUGAAGAAUUUGCGCGCCUUCACGCCCUUCCUUCUCGAUAAGCCGCAUGUUGCGAUUGUGCCCCGUACCUACAUUCUGAACGACGAAGACGAAGUAACCGCAUUUCGAGUGGACUAUAUUCUCACGAGAGCUGAAGCUACUCUUAAACUUUUUCUUCUGCGUUGGGCGUAUUCCUUGCCGGAGGCGACCAGGCAGAUGAUACUCGUCUCUUCCAAGGGGGGUCUCCAGCCUAGUCCAACAGUGGAAGUUACCGUUCUGCCUGCUCCGGCAGCUGACCCGCCUUUGGCAGGGGAUGGGGACAGUGCCGUAGACAUUUUCCUCUCUAACAUCUCGAGCACGGAAUGCAGCAGCCCUCGCGACGACCAGGAGACUCCCGGAGACGAGCCCUCAGACUGCACGGGAGGCUCUGCUGCCAGCAGCAACGGGGGGCCUGAGGUGUCUGUGUCAAAAGACAACGGGCCGUCGAUGCAUCCGUCACGAGUCAGCUUAUGCAGUGUGCUGUCUGAAAUCGUUCUGUUGGAGGAAAACGCCGAGGCAGCUACAACGAAAGAAGAGUUACUGCUUGGUGCCGUGAAGAGCGCGCUACCAAAGCUGGCUCCGAGGGCAGUCAAGGCUGCCAUCUACGCGGCGGACAGAGCCCGAGCUCACCGCUCUCGGGCCGCUGUUCUCCUGGAUUGCCCGAUCGUCAGUGAAACAGAGCAGGCACGCCUCGAAGAGACGCCCCUCCACUUGCUGGCCGGCAUCGACACCGAGAAGGCCGACGCUGUAGUCGAAGCACUCUUGGCUGUUAUCGGCGACACUGAUGGAGAGGCGGCUGCUGAUCGAACCUCAACUGAGCCGUCCGAGGAGACCGAAACUUCAGGCAACGUCGAGGGAGACAAGCCCCCCUUGCCGGUCGCCCCGCAACUUGUCAGAGAAGCUGCUGACGCCCUGCGAUGGCUGCGCAAGCGAGGACGAGAACAGUGGAGCCUUAACGGAUGGUCAAGCGCCUGGGUGUUGAAGUCUGCUUGCAACUCAAAGGGGGCUCCGCCGGCAUCAGUUUGCCAUCGCCUUGCAGAUAUCGAGAAGAUGAUUCGUGGGAAAUACCGACCCCAGUUGCUCAUCCAGAAACUAGUGGAAACACCUCUUACUGUUAACGGCAAGAAGUUCGAUAUCCGGAUGUUUGCCCUCGUCACGUCCUGGAGUCCGCUGACGGGUAAACAUCGUUUGAUUUCUAACUCUAGUGGGUGUCUGGUUGUACAAGGCGGCGCUGGUCCGGGUUGCAGAGGGAACGAGGGGUAUCCGGGGCUGCAAGUCUACGACGCCGAGAACGUAAGCUCACAUACGAUAUGUUCUUGUUUCCCGCUCUGUACGAUGGAGGUGAAGCUGGAAUCAUGGAUGGUUCAGGGCGGUGAUAUCAAUUUCAUCAUCGAGUAUCCCCCGCGCCUGGCGAAAUAUGGACUUCUGAAUCUCUGCAACAGCUCUUGCAAAACUCCCGCGGAGACGACGUUUGGAGUUCUUCAAUUUAUCCUCAAAUGCGGAAAGUAG